GCGCUCUAGGGGCUGAGUCCCUCUCUUGGCGCCUUCCGCAGUGCCGUGGCGGCUGCCUGAGUUUCAGAACUCCAAGUUCCUCCCCCUAUCACGUGUACUGGGUGGAGCCUAAGAGGGGGUCCUCCUCUACGACCUAGGCCAGAGACCACAGCGAGCUAGAAGGAAGAACCUCCAGGCCUGUGCUCUUGAUGGAUUUUAAGAUUGAAAACACUUGGGAUGGUGUUCCAGUGAGGCAUGAGCCAGUGUGCAUCAAGCUGAGUCCAGGGGACAAGGGCGUGAAGAUGGAGGUCAGUGCUCCGUUUUUCAAUGAUCCUCCAGCUCCUCUUGGAGAACCCGGAAAGCCUUUCAGUGAACUGUGGAAUUAUGAAGUUGUGGAAGCAUUUUUCUUGAAUGAUACAACUGAGCAGUAUUUAGAAGUUGAACUUUGUCCACAUGGACAGCAUUUAGUUCUUUUACUCUCUGGAAGAAGAAAUAUUUGGAAAAAAGAGCUUGAGUUAUCAUUCAAAGCGUUCAGAGGGGAGACAAACUGGGAAGGUGUAGCUCUUCUCCCUUGGAGUUAUUUUCCACCAAAUGUGACAAAAUUCAACUCAUUUGCAAUUCAUGGAUCAAAUGAUAGAAGAAGUUAUGAAGCCCUUUACCCUGUGCCACAGCGUGAACUGAAGCAAGGACAACAGCCUGAUUUCCAUCGUCUAGAAUAUUUCAAGCCUUUCAGUCUUAACACGCUGCUUGGAGAAGAAUGGAAGCAGCCAGAAUCAGACAUGUGGCUAAUAGAGAGACCUGAUGUGUAGAAGUAUCAUAGAUAACCGAGCAUGUCCAUCAUUUCUCCUUUUAAGGUAUUCUAAUAAAAUACAUAAACAUAUUUUAACAACACACAUUUUAACAGAGGUCACUGAAAUGUAGCAUCUCUGACAAAUUGCAUAUUUUAACAAAGAAAUAGAAACUAUGUGUAACAUAAAAUAAUUUUUACUUAAAUAUCCUGUUCAUCUUUGAAAUUAGUAGAAAACACUGAUCUCUUUCAGUUGAUGAGACAGUCUGUAUCUGCUAAGACACCGAGAUAGAAGAAUUAUUUAACUAGAUAUCUUUACUGUGUAGGAAGAAAUGAAACAGUCUUGCAUUCUGGAAAUAGAGUUGAUACUUUUACUUACAGAUAAGGACAUUUUCUUAAUGCUUCUAAGUACGAUGUUAGAAAACUUCAUUUGAUUUUUGAAGUGCCACACCUUCCCGGUUGAAGAUCGAUCCCAAAGUACUAAAUCAGCACCCCGUCACAAAUGAAUCAUGCAGACAAAAAUGUCAACAAAAGGAGCCACAGAGUGAAACCGCGCCACCAAUCACACAGAUACAACUGCAGAGUGUUCCACCAGCAGCUGCAGAAUAAGCUUGAUGUUUUCCAGAAUAAGACCAGUAACACGUUUGUUGCAGCCCAGAUGGCUGUAGCUGCUUGGGUUUUUCUAUAACAGAAUUUUAGAUCUUAUAAACAAUUCAGCCAAGUGCUACACAACACAAUCAGCAUACAUGCAAAAAUAAUAGCUUUUCCAAACAUCAAUAACCAACCUGCUGAGAAAGAAAUCAGGAAAGCAGUCCCAUUCACAGCAAAAAGAAUAUCUAGGAACAAGCUUUGUUCAUGACUUUUCUCACUGUAGUUAUGAGAUAAUUGAGAAAAGCAGCUCAGUGAAGGGAGGUUUCAUAUUGACUCACAGUGUGAGGAUACAGUCCGUCACAAUGAGGAAAGCAUGACAACAAGGCCAUAAGGUGGCUGGUCACCUUGUGUCUGCUGUCAGAGAUCAGAGAGGAAUGUUGGUGCUCUGCUUACGUUCUUAUUUUUUAUUCCACCCUUGGACCUUCUGGGUGCAUUUUCCAUUAUCAAACUUCUUUGAAGAAGUACGACUCCUCUGUGAUUCUAAGUCCAGUCAAACUCAUAGUGAAGAGUAGCCAUCAUAUCUUGCUGAGGUGGCAAAAGGCUUCUAUAGUGAAAGUUGCAGAACACUGGAGAAAGAAGUUGAAGAAGACAUUAGAAGAUUAAAAGACAGUCCAUGUUCUUGUAUCCACAAAUUUAGUAUCGGGGAAAUGGCCAUAUGAAAAUGAGAUACCUAGAAGUUCAUUUGAUCACCUUCUAAAUUUGAAUUCCAUUCUUCAGACAAUAUUGUAGAACAGUAUCCUAAAUGUGUAUGAAACCACAAAGACCUGUAAUAGGUAAAGAUGUCCCAAGUACGAAGAACAUUAUUGGAAGUCUCCCAAUAUCUGAUUUCAAGUUAUACUGUAGAGCUGUUGUUAUUACAGCUCUAUGGAACCAGCACAAAAGCAAGCAGUAGACCAGUGGACUAGAACAGAGGAUCUUAAAAUCAUCCUACACAGCCAUAGUUUCCUCAAUAAAUGUUGCUGGGAAAAUAAGAUAUUUGCAUAUAGAAGACUCAAGCUAUAUCCCCAUAUCCCACCUUGUACAUAAAUCAGCCCCAAGACCUUAAUGUAACAUCUGGAACAUUAAAACUGAUAAAAGAUAAAGAAAAUGCUUCAGAUGUAAAUAUAGGCAGUAACUUCAGGAAUAUGCUCCAUUGUCUCUGGAAUAGAAGAAUCAACAAAUUGUAUUUCACCAAAUUAAAACAAACUGUACAGGAAAGGAGACAGUUAAUGAAGUGAAGAGACAGCCUACAGCAGGGGAGAAAAACUUUGCUAGCUACUCUUCCCUCAGAGGCUUAACAUCCAGUGUAUAUGAAGAGCUCAGAAAAAAAAAAUACCAAAGCUAAGCAGGAAAGCUCUA
Messenger RNA from Arvicola amphibius (Eurasian water vole), 2755 nucleotides. RefSeq names its product chromosome 11 C4orf33 homolog (gene C11H4orf33). The transcript is spliced from 7 exons. The record is from RefSeq and is a predicted model, not a curated record. Bases 189 to 788 code for a protein of 199 amino acids. Lineage: Eukaryota; Metazoa; Chordata; Mammalia; Rodentia; Cricetidae.